AUGAUUGAAGAAGAAUACGAUUAUGAAUCACUUGGUGGUAAUACCACAAUGACACAAAAUGCAAUAGCAGGUGCUUUAGCAGGUAUUGCAGAACAUUGUGCAAUGUAUCCUGUGGACAGUAUAAAAACUAGAAUGCAAGUGAUUUCCACUUCUUCUUCUAUACAAACCUCAGCUAAACUGAUGAAUCUCUGGAAAGGUGUGAAUUCAGUUGUGCUUGGAGCAGGACCAGCCCAUGCAUUACAUUUCACCACAUACGAGUUUUGCAAAGAGUACUUUGGAGCCAAUGCGACCAGCGGUCACCAUCCGAUAGCGUCAGCAGCAGCAGGUGCCUGUGCAACGAUAGCUCAUGAUGGUCUAAUGACACCCUUUGAUGUUGUCAAGCAACGUAUGCAGCUAAAGGAUUCAACUUACCGAACCAUUCGAGAGUGUGCAUCAUCUGUGUAUACUAAAGAGGGCUUCAAGGCAUUUUAUAUUUCAUUACCUACAACACUUGUCAUGUCAGUUCCUUUUCAAUCCAUUCAGUUUGCAACCUACGAGUUUUUUAGAAAGAUACUGAAAUCAGAGGGACAACACUAUGACCCAAAGACACAUAUCAUCGCUGGUGCACUGGCAGGUGCAGUUGCAUCUUCACUGACGACACCUAUGGAUGUCGUAAAGACUUUAUUACAAACAAGAGGCACAAGUCAUGAUCCUCGUAUUCGAAAUGUGACAGGAUUUAGAGAAGCAACAGGAAUAAUCAUGGAACGAUAUGGUCUCAAGGGAUUCUUUAGAGGUUUUAAACCAAGAGUGCUGACACAUAUGCCAAGUACAGCCAUUAGUUGGAGUGUUUAUGAGUAUAUCAAAUGGGUUAUUCAUGCUCAAGAUGAUAAAGAUACUCAAGCUCAUAUUGUAUCAUUAUAA
This is a messenger RNA of Rhizopus microsporus ATCC 52813, 900 nucleotides long. Its product is annotated as mitochondrial carrier. Gene Ontology annotation, biological process: iron import into the mitochondrion. The coding region runs from base 1 to 900 and encodes 299 amino acids. The transcript is spliced from 3 exons. The record is from RefSeq and is a predicted model, not a curated record. Gene Ontology annotation, molecular function: ferrous iron transmembrane transporter activity. Lineage: Eukaryota; Fungi; Mucoromycota; Mucoromycetes; Mucorales; Rhizopodaceae. Gene Ontology annotation, cellular component: mitochondrial membrane.